Messenger RNA from Cyprinodon tularosa, 1875 nucleotides. RefSeq names its product T-box transcription factor Tb (gene tbxtb). The transcript has 9 exons. Bases 296 to 1609 code for a protein of 437 amino acids. Gene Ontology annotation, cellular component: nucleus. Gene Ontology annotation, biological process: heart morphogenesis; regulation of transcription by RNA polymerase II; positive regulation of DNA-templated transcription. Gene Ontology annotation, molecular function: DNA-binding transcription factor activity, RNA polymerase II-specific; RNA polymerase II cis-regulatory region sequence-specific DNA binding. Lineage: Eukaryota; Metazoa; Chordata; Actinopteri; Cyprinodontiformes; Cyprinodontidae. The record is from RefSeq and is a predicted model, not a curated record.
GUCAAAGCCAGCAGGCAAGAAGGCAGAGUAUUUACCCAAGGUCCAUGUAAUAAAGCUUCAUUCAAAUCGCUGCCAUCCUGUGAGCCUUUAAUAGUAUGGCUACUCUCAGCCAAUCAGCGACAAGCCCGCAAAGAUCAAAGAGGAGAUUAACCAACCAGUGUUCCUCCAAAGAGUCAUCCUGACACGGAGCCGCUGAACGGACUAUAUAGUCAGAAACUCACCUUUGGAAGCAAAACAGCCAAGGCCUUUUAAUCUACUCACAGAAACACAGUUCCUCUCUGCUCUGAUUGACCUAAUGGCGACUGGUGCUGGUGAAUGUCCCAGCAGCAAGGCCGCACAGUACCGGGUGGAUCACCUCCUUAGUGCGGUGGAGAGUGAACUGCAGGCCGGCAGCGAGAAGGGAGACCCCAGCGAGAGGGACCUGAAAGUGACCCUUGAUGAGCUGCAGCUGUGGCAAAAAUUUAAGGACCUCACAAACGAGAUGAUCGUUACAAAGAACGGCAGGCGGAUGUUUCCAGUUCUGAAGGUAAACGUCUCUGGAUUGGACCCACAUGCCAUGUAUUCUUUCCUGCUGGACUUUAUAUCCGCGGACAACCACAGGUGGAAAUACGUUAAUGGAGAGUGGGUACCGGGAGGUAAACCUGAACCCCAGACCCCCAGCUGCGUGUACAUCCACCCGGAUUCUCCAAACUUCGGGGCCCACUGGAUGAAGGCUCCGGUCUCCUUCAGCAAAGUUAAACUCACCAAUAAACUGAACGGCGGAGGUCAGAUUAUGUUAAAUUCUUUGCACAAAUAUGAGCCACGUAUCCACAUCGUUAGGGUUGGAGGCCCUCGACGGAUGAUCACCAGCCACUCCUUUCCAGAGACACAGUUCAUUGCUGUAACAGCGUACCAAAAUGAAGAGAUAACGGCUCUAAAAAUAAAGUACAAUCCUUUUGCCAAAGCCUUUCUUGAUGCAAAAGAAAGGAAUGACAACAGAGACAUGAGGGAAGACAUAAAUGAGAAUCCACAGUCUGGCUACUCUCAGUUGGGCAGCUGGUUCAUUCAUGGCACAGGGACCCUCUGCACACCCACCAGUCCUCACAGUCAGUUUGGGAGUCCCAUGGCCCUCUCCCCCUCCCAUGGCUGUGAGCGUUUUUCCAGCCUGAGGAACCACCGCUCUGCCCCCUACAGCAGCCCGUACACCCACCGGACCAGCUCACCCACUGGCUACUCGGAUAACUCCUCAACAAGCUUGUCGAUGCUCCCGAGCCAUGAUAACUGGUCCAGUCUGCAGAUGCCGACUCAUUCCAGCAUGAUGCCCAUGGCCCACAAUUCCUCCUCGGGAGCCAACACAAGUCAGUACAGCAGCCUGUGGUCUGUGAGUAACUCCCCACUGACUCCAGUGUCUCAGGGUGGGGGGUUAAACAGCUGCCUGGGCUCCCAGUUCCUCCGAGGAUCAUCCAGCCACUAUCCCAGUCUGUCUCACUCUGCCACAGUGCCCCCCUCUGGCUCUCCCAUGUAUGACAGCAGCUCCGUCACAGAGGUGCAUGAUGCCACCCACUUUGAAUCCUCACCCCUCAGCCGGCUGCCCUCAGCUUGGACCCCUGUUUCCCCCCCAUCUCUUUGAUUAAAGUAUGUCAGGAUUAAUUUAAACCUUCUCCUACAGAUAUUUCAUCACUGAUUACUUUAAGGGGGCUUCCAGACUUUGAUUGGUGAAGUGCAUGUCAGGGUGUUAAACAGGUUUUAAUCUGCCUCUAAACAAAUCAAAGGCUGCGUUCAAACUGCAAGCCUUAAUGCUCAAUUCCGAUUUUUUUGGGAAAUCCGAUUUUUUUUUUUUUUUUUUGCAUUGCAGUUCACAUUUCCAAAUAUAUGCAACUUAUAUGUGAUCUCCUG